Messenger RNA from Schistocerca gregaria, 1146 nucleotides. RefSeq lists its product as uncharacterized. Bases 1 to 1146 code for a protein of 381 amino acids. Lineage: Eukaryota; Metazoa; Arthropoda; Insecta; Orthoptera; Acrididae. The transcript has 5 exons. The record is from RefSeq and is a predicted model, not a curated record.
AUGUCCCUACAAAACAAAUUUACUCUGUACAACAAACAGACUCAUACCAACAUAUUUGGACACAGCCAUAGAUACACUCUAUAUAACCUAGCCACUUCUGGUAGUAGCCGUAACGGGCUUGGCCCAGAAACUUACGAUAGUCCCAACACAAUAAGGAAAAUAUUUUACGUACUGAACAGAGAUCAAACACAAACACAAAUUUCGAGUGCAUGUGAAUUGCAGAACUCACAACCUGUAACUUCACAACCCGACACAAAACAUUCUGCACAGCAAUUAGGCGAUGUAGCAGGAAAUGGAGCUUUUGCUGCCUUGGUCACUUUUCUAGGAGACAGACUCGCACAGAUCACACAAAAGAUAGAUGAAUUGAGCGAGAAAACUAGGUAUGACUCAACACAGAAAAUGGAUGAAACGAAUAGGGUCUUAACACGGUUAAAUCAGAAGGGAGAUGUAAGCUUAGUAAAGGAAAGUGUAGAUGACACUACAAUGGCACAAAAGGUAGUGUAUGAAUACGGCACUUGCCUUACAGGUUUUGAAAUACAUCUAGCUGAAAAGGAGACAGAAAUAGUUGACAGAGUAACAAAACAGGUUGACAGAGUAACAAAACAGGUUAAGACUGCCCCAGAGCAAACCAAACAAACAUCUGUAGAGACAAACACACAAACAGAAACACCUAGACCCGUCACUACUGACACUGCUAUAAGCAAACCACCAAGCAUUGAAUUUGGUAAUGAAAAGAGUAUUCUGAUUCACGAGGAUGGUGAAAGGCAGAACAGUAAUAACAGUAACCACAAUGGCAAUAACCGUAACGGUAAUUACAAUCACAAUAAUAAUAAUACACCCGGUGGGCAAACACAACAGCUUGACUACUCGCAGGGGCAGAAUGGUCAAGUAAUAUGGAAACAAACCGUGGAACCGCAGGGAAAACAGAUACAAUCCCGGAACAAUAACAGAAACAACAACACUUUCAGAAGAAACAGGCGAGCCACAUAUCCAGCAACUGGGAAUGAGUGGCAAGUGCAAACACCAAGUGUAAAUAUUAUUGAAUUGAAUGACAACAACACAGGCAGUACACCCGUACUAGCUAACGGCAGUGUUGCGAACACCACGGAAAACAGCACACGACACUGCUCACCCCCGCAGCAGUAG